GGUGACGCAUCAUCAAUUCCCUCUCCGACAGACGGGAAGCGUAAAGGCCCAAAAGUCAACCCAAUCGCCACCUUCUCAUGCGUUGUAGCGCCCACAGCUCCGCCGAUGGAUCCGAAGAGCGGCUUCUGCCCUGCCACCAAGACCUUCCGCAGCGUCCGUCCGUCCUCUCACACUGCCCCUGGCCUCCGCCCCCUUCUCCGUCGCCGCUUACGCCCGCUCCGCCCUGCCCUCCUCGACGCCUCCACUGCUGCCGCUAUCCCCCUACCACGUGUUCCUCCCCCAGGUCCGCUCCCUCACCGCUGCCCUUCGCUCCCAUGCCCGCCUCGACCUCCCUGUCCUCGACUCCGCCCUUCUGUCCCUCGGCGUCGCCACCCCCGCUGAGAUCGCCCGCCUCCUCGACCUUUCCCGCCCAACCAUCGCCUUCGCCAUCGCCGGAAUCUGAUCGGAUCGAUGGCGCCGUUCGUGGCGUCAGCAGUGCCGGGAGUCUGCUGUGCUGAUGGUGACGGUGCCACUAUUCCAUGUGUACGGAUUCCUGUUCUGCUUGAAGGCGGUGGCCGCGGGGGAGACGGCGGUGAUCCAGACAGAGAGGUUCGAUGCGAAGAGGGCACUAGCAGCAGUGGGGCGGUGACGCACCUCGUCGUGGAUCCCAGUGAGCCGUUAUCUCUAAUCCAUUUUCUCUUUCGUAAGAUUCAGUGAACCAUGAGAGGUUUCGGGGAGGCUGACGGACGAACAUGCAAAGGCUGACGGACGAAUAUGCAAAGUUGUAUGGUGCAGGUUCCACCGGCAGAACUAGAGAGCUUGCUUCGAACACAGCCAGAUAUCAUUGUGGCUGCUGUUGUCCCGCGAGUAAAAGUACAAGUAUCUUAUUAAUGAAAACUAAACUUGGGACCAAGUUCUUGUUGCGGCUUGGUAAUAUGUCAACAAAUAGCAACCCACAGGGUUUCUUUGACGGAUGCCCUGAUGAGGAAGCAAGUCAAGUUGCUGUCGCAUUUGUUGUGAGACAGACCCACAGCACUUUGAAAGAGUCGCAGGUUAUGGAGUUUGUGUCAAAUAAGGUUGCACCUUAUAAGAAGAUACAUCAUUCAUGUUUUCUUUGUGGAGCCGGAACCAACGAAUGCCGCAGGUAACAUCUUGAGAGAGGCUUUGAUAAGGCUUGCAUCGUCAGAAAUAAAAGCCAAGUUGUAGCUCGAGUUAUGCUCCUAUAAUAUUGUGUUGGCUUCUGUGCUUUCCUUUAAUCAACAUCUGUGAUUUCUUUUGCUGUCGUCUUCUCAAUCGAGUUCAUUGGACAAACAUUCUGAUCAUGACACGUGUUCCUGAAUCCUGACGUGCUCCGGCUCGCCUCCUACCCAAUUGCGCCAACGAAAACGUUCACACGAAUCUCGAAGCAGGCAUAAACGGCAGGCUGUGGUGGUUAAUCCCGCAAAAGUGGGUCCUAUGUCCCUUCUUUUUUUGUUUUGCCGUAUUAUUCUCUCCUUCCUGACCGUUGCGAAGGCGAGCGUUCAAACGCCGAGAGGCAAACGCCAGGAAGCCUACGGAAUAGCAAGAGAGGAAAACUAGCCGUUAAAAUAUCAGCGCCCCUCCUCUCCUAUUUAUCAUAUCUAUCCCCUCCCUCGAAAGAAGUCGAUUCAAGAAGCGAGAGCAAACCCUACCGAACGGCUCAUCCAAACAUCAGGAAGCGAUCUUGAAAGUAGAGAAUGGGGUCGAGAACAGCAUCCAAGGACAUCAUCACCCUCCGUGGAUCCGCCGCCAUCGUCAGCGAGUUCUUCGGGUAUUCGGCGAAUAGCAUACUCUACAAUCGAGGCAUCUACCCGGAAGAGAGCUUCACCAAGGUGAAGAAAUAUGGGCUGCCGAUGCUGCUGACCCAGGACGAGGGCGUCAAAUCGUUCCUCGCCGGCCUGACAUCCCAGUUGACAGAAUGGUUGGAGGCUGGGAAGCUGCAGAGGGUGGUUCUAGUGAUCAUGAGCAAGGCCACCUCAGAGGUCCUGGAGAGAUGGAAUUUCAGCAUAGAGACAGAUGCCGAGGUCGUCGAGAAGGGUGUCAUCAAGGAGAAGAGUGACAAAGAAAUCAUGAGGGAGAUUCAAGCCAUCAUGCGUCAGAUAGCCUCCUCCAUUACUUACCUGCCCUGUCUCGACGAACCCUGCGUGUUUGAUGUGCUGGCCUACACUGAUAAGGAUGUCGCUGUCCCGUUCACUUGGAUUGAAAGUGAUGCAAAGCUGAUCAAGGACCCCCAAAUGGUGAAGUUACAUUCCUUUGAUACCAAGGUAGGACAAAGAUUAAUCAGCUCUUUGCGCUGCUCUUUCUGUCUGAUUGCAUUUAUCUAUCUUUUAUUCCCAACUUUCAUUUUUGUCUAAUAUGGCUUGAUGAAGAUACACAAAGUGGACACACUGGUUUCUUACAAGAACGAUGACUGGGAUGAGCAGUAGUAGCUGUAAAUGGGAUUCCUUCACGCCUCUAAACAAAUUGUGUGAUCGGAGGGAGACAUGGCUCUCCUGUGAAUCAUUCAUUCACUCUUAGGAUAGGAGUGUAUGAGCAUUUUGUGCUGAAAUGUGGUGGUGGCAACAUUUCAUGCUUCUUAUGAAGUUGUUGUGUGCUUCGAAUCAAGCUCUCCUGUGAAUCAUUUAUCACUUUCAGUAAUCCAUUCUUCCGACUGUUGCUGGUGGUAGCAUUUGGUACCGAAGCGUGAAGACAACAAACAUUUUCUAUUACCUCUGAAUUCAGCUCGUGACCACCGUGUGACCUAAAUUUUCAGAUGAAUUUUUUGUUUACUGCUUG
Messenger RNA from Musa acuminata AAA Group (dessert banana), 2772 nucleotides. RefSeq names its product mitotic spindle checkpoint protein MAD2-like. Gene Ontology annotation, cellular component: cytoplasm; kinetochore; nucleoplasm. The record is from RefSeq and is a predicted model, not a curated record. NCBI's taxonomy places the organism in Eukaryota, Viridiplantae, Streptophyta, Magnoliopsida, Zingiberales, Musaceae. The transcript is spliced from 8 exons. The coding region runs from base 1695 to 2351 and encodes 218 amino acids. Gene Ontology annotation, biological process: mitotic spindle assembly checkpoint signaling.